AUGGAGGGAGCGGAUAAGAAAGUUGUGACGUCUCCAUACGCUUUGUCUACAAAAGAUGAUCCAGAAAAUGUGAUCACGAAAGUUGUCUUCAAUAGAAGAAACUAUGAUGAAUGGGUGAGAAAAAUAAGAACCGGACUUCGAGCAAAGAAGAAGCUGGGUUUCGUGGAUGGUACGGUGAAGGUACCAGAAGAAGGAUCUAGCAUCACACAUCGUGAGAUAGCUAAAGAGUUGUGGGAUAGCAUCAAGGCGCGGUUCAACGCAAAAAGUGAAGUGAAAGUUCAACAAUUGAAAGAAGAAUUGAUGAACUGUAAGCAGAGUGAUCUGUCGUUGGAGACAUAUUAUGGGAAGCUACAUGUGGUUUGGGAAGAUCUCUCAAACUAUGAGUUCAAACCGGUGUGUAGCUGUGGAGGAUGCAAGUGUCAAGGAUGCGCGUGUGAUUUUCUGCGUCAACUGGAGAUGGCACGAGAAAAGGAGAAACUUCAUCAGUUCUGUCCUGGUUUGGGCGCGUCUCUCUAUGGGAAUGUGCGAACUGCUAUUGUUAACACUGAUCCUCUUCCGAGUGUUGAUCAUGCAUACGCAAUGGUGUGGCUUGAGAAGUAUGGAAAAGGAAGAGGAGGGAAGCCUUCUCAACAAGGAAACAAAGGGAGCUAUGGGAAGGGAGCAAGCGUCAAUGCGGUCUCUCAUGUAGCACCUACAAUCGAUGCUCAUGCAGUUACUGGUCUAUCAAAAGAACAGUGGGAUAAACUGGUGAAAAUGUUGGGCGAGAAAACAGAGGGAACACGUCUUAACGGUAAGAAGUGUAGAGAUGAUUGGAUAGUAGACAUUGGUGCCUCUCAUCAUAUGACAGGAUUGCUAGAUUGUCUGUUUGAUAUACAUAUGGUUGCUCCUUGUUUGGUUGGUUUACCAAAUGGGAAGCUGGUAAUGGCCGAUCAGGAAGGAAGUGUUCGUCUGACUGACACUUUGAAACUUCACAGUGUUCUUUAUGUGAAAGAGUUGAAGUGUAAUCUGAUUUCGGUUUCACAACUCAUCGAUGAGUUGAACUGUAUUGUCUUGUUCUCAAAGACGUGUUGUCUGAUGCAGGACCUCACGCUGAUGAUGCCGAUUGGAAUGGGUGAGAGAAGGGACGGCGUCUACUUUCUUCAAGGAGUGGAGUUGGUGAGAAGAGUGAAGAAAGUAGGUGCAAAGGAGUCGCUGGAGUUGUGGCAUAAGCGACUUGGGCAUGCAUAA
Molecule: messenger RNA, 1227 nt
Organism: Brassica napus (rape)
Lineage: Eukaryota; Viridiplantae; Streptophyta; Magnoliopsida; Brassicales; Brassicaceae
Exons: 3
Coding region: 1-1227 (408 amino acids)
Source: RefSeq, a predicted model, not a curated record